This is a messenger RNA of Bicyclus anynana (squinting bush brown), 2480 nucleotides long. RefSeq lists its product as uncharacterized. The coding region runs from base 1 to 2346 and encodes 781 amino acids. The transcript is spliced from 5 exons. The record is from RefSeq and is a predicted model, not a curated record. Lineage: Eukaryota; Metazoa; Arthropoda; Insecta; Lepidoptera; Nymphalidae.
AUGGUGGAAGGAAACGACAGCGAAUCAGCGGACGACUACGAGGGCAACGACGCCGAUGACGCCACCGCCGAUGAUUACAUUCGCGAGGACCAAGAAUCUACUGCAGACGAAGUAUUCUUUACUUUACUACCUUCACUUUUAAAAAAAAAAUUAAAAUCCCAAUCGGUCAAUUGCGUUUGCUCCACUCAGGCUCAACAAAAAAGUGGGAGACACGAAGAGAUUGUGAGGGAAUCCCGUGAACAAGGUGACUCGCGUGAUUUUGAAGGAGCCUCUGAUCAACAGUCUUUCCAAAAUAAAUAUAGAUAUAAAACAGCUCAAGAAAAAAGUGGGAGACAAGAAGAGAUGGUGCGGGAAUCCCGUGAACAAGGCGACUCGGGUUAUUUUGGAGGCUCGUCAGAUCAACAUUCUAGCCAAGAUAAAUAUAGAUAUAAAACAUUUUCAGAAGACAAUUUGGGAUCUCACGCAGAAAGUGUAGAAAGAUCACGUCCUGAACAAACUGAUUUAAAUGCUGAAAAUGAAAAAGACUAUCCUGCGGAAAAACAACAACUAAUCCGAAAUCCACAGCAUAUAGAUGCAAAUAAUAUUCACCUGAACGAAUUAUAUUCUCAUUCAAAUGUUAAUCAAAAGAAGUUACCGCAAAGUGAUUUAUCCUUAAGCGAAAGAUCCGUAAACACCAAUCCUGAUAUCCAAUACGGUGAAUUGUUAUUUAAAAUGAAAACCGCUCAGGCGAGCAGACAACAAAAUAAUUUAGUCGAUGAAGCUGGCAUACCGUCUAGGUUGAUAAAACAGUAUAACUUGAUGCAUUCAAAAAAUAGUGAGCAAGAAAAUGAAAAUACGUUUAAUUAUGAAAGAGACCGGCGUCAUGCUCCUAAUAUAAAAGAUACUGAUUCUACGCGGUCACCUAAUGACAAAGAAGAAACGAAUUUAACAAAUGAGAACAGCGAAAAUGCUAUCCUGAGAAAUAUUAAAAAAAUAUCGGAACAAGACUUAGAAGAAUUAUUGAAUUCCCUUCCUGAAGACAAAAAGGCACUCUUGAAAAAAAUAAUGGAUAAAAGAGAAAUUACUAAAAAAGCAGGCGCUAUUGAUGAAAAUAGUUAUUUGGAAGGAGGACAAGCUGAUACAAGUAAACUAGAAGGCGGAUAUUCCGUUUAUUUCACGGAAUCUUCUAUGACGUCUGAUACCUCUGAAACCAGUAAGCAACCUGAAAGUAGCGAUAGCAUAAGCUCUAAAAUUCCUGAUAGUGAAAGUGGUUCAAAAGAAUCGGGGAGCAAAUCUGAAAUCAUAACUAACACUGAAAUUAAAAACGACGAACCAGCCAUUGAAAAAGAAAGCGAGAUAACAGAAACGGGUUCAAAAAAUGAUGUUAACAUCAAUUCAAGUUCCGAAGAAUUUUGUAAAACAGAAAACAAACGGGAAACUAAUAACAAAGAAUUAACCAAUGAAAAAAUAAGCUUGGAAGAUUCAAAAAUUCAAGAAUAUCAAUUAGAGGCAAAAGAUUCUAAUGAUUAUUUAGGAAAUCAAGAUGAUUUAAUAGAGGAUUCGAGAAUAUUUUCUGAGAACGAAAAUUGGGCUAAUGAGCCUCAAGAAAGCAACGAAAGAGCGAAGAAAAGAGAAAUUUCUCAAAACGACCCAUUGGUUUUGCAGGAGUGUGUAAAAUCAUUAGGAGAAUCAUUUCCAGCUGCCAACUCUUAUGAAGAUAAUAUUUUAGAAUCCGAAAUGGCACCCUUAAUUAGAGUAAAGAGAACCGAAAAAGAACAUCAGAAAAGUAAACAUGAUUCAUUGCCCACAUCUAAUGAUAAUGCACACUUUUCUCCUGGAGUUGAGGGUGAAGAUUGUGAAAGUGAAGAGAAAAGCGAACUACAUGAUUAUGGAGUGUUCAAUCGUGCAUCCAAUUCUGUAAGAAAAUAUCAAGGGGGUAAAUCAAAUACGGACUCUCUUUUAGGUAGCAGUGACAUAGCCUGCCAUUUAUCACAGUUUAGUAAGAGGAAUUUACAAUUACACCCACCAGUUGUAUCGGAAACACAGGAAAAAGAUAAAACUAGUCUUGGUUCAGAUACUGAUACUGUACUUUCAGGUAUAGAGGGAGUUGAUGAAAACCUAAUGUACAGUAGUGGGUUACUUGGAAAACGGAGUCUUGAAAGCUCUGAUAUCAAAUCGGAUAAAACAAACAUCAAUCGAAGUGGUCGUACAGCAGGUCCAAUAAACGUCGACGAUGUGUCUGAUAACUCCAUAAAUGUAUGUCAAUAUCAAAACGACGAAGCUUUCGGACCAGUUGCAUUGAAUUCCGAAGGAGACCUGAGUAGGUAUAAAAGAGUAAGACAAGUUGAACAGGAUUCCCAAAAAUAAUUCUUGAUAAUAUUGUAAUGUUAUUAUUUUCAUUAAUAAAAGUUUAAAUAUAUGAUUGUUUAUAUAAGCAUUUUAAGACUGUUUGAGAUAAUUCAUAGAUUUAACUAGAUUUUAUUAUUAAAUAUACAUAUUAU